Molecule: messenger RNA, 5454 nt
Organism: Scleropages formosus (Asian bonytongue)
Lineage: Eukaryota; Metazoa; Chordata; Actinopteri; Osteoglossiformes; Osteoglossidae
Exons: 1
Coding region: 248-5446 (1732 amino acids)
Biological process (GO): DNA integration; proteolysis
Molecular function (GO): nucleic acid binding; aspartic-type endopeptidase activity
Source: RefSeq, a predicted model, not a curated record
GUUAGCUGUUGGAGGUGAGUUGGGGCCCUGGGUGGUUAAUGUCAGUGAGACCCAAGAAUGUCCAAUACUUGGUGAAAGAGGCAGUUUCCAGGCAAAAUUCCUGUCAUUCCUAGCAAGUGAAGGGAAGACUCUAGCUGAUGUCUCAGGCUGGUUUGGGCCUACUCCAGCGCCACCUGUCGCUCCAGACUUGAACACCAAACUCGUGGAUGCCAUCUCUUCACUUGUGGAGAAAUGCCAAGCCACGCCUAUGGACGGACUCGGCUAUCGUAAACUUCGCUUGUUCUCCGGUGUGAAACCAACUCCACCGGGAAAGGAAGAGUAUGAUGCCUGGGCUGAGCGGACCACUCACAAGUUGGAUGAAUGGCAGUGUUCAGAUAUUGUCAAGAAGCAGAGGAUAGCUGAGAGUCUCAAAGGGCCAGCAGCAGAAAUUGUCCGGUGCUUAAGAGUUAGUAACCCCUCUGUCACUGCCGAUGAUUACCUCAAAGCCCUGGAGGCAGCUUUUGGGACCACAGACAGUGCGGCUGAUCUCAUGGUAAGGUUCCGUGGUACAUUCCAGCAGGAAGGUGAGAAACUAUCAGCAUACUUGUUCCGUCUAGACAAACUGUUGCAUGCAGUUCAUCGUAAAGGUGGGGCUGAGGUGGCCGACCUGGACCGAAUUCGCACUGAGCAGGUUGCACGAGGAGCUCUGUCCCAUGAUCUUGUUGUCAUGCGCAUCCGAACGAUGUAUAAGCUUAAACCUCCUCCAAGUUUCACAGAGUUGCUCCGUGAUGUCCGAGAAGAAGAGGAAAUGAUCCUGGCAAGGCAAAGUGUGGGGAACGCUGCUCUUCCAGCAAUGGUUAGGUGUGUGGGGUGCGCUACACCCUCCCCCGUACCAGUGCAGCCUGAAAAUGUUGCAGUACCUGUGGUAGUGGGGAAUGGUCAGGAAAUAGAACGGCCUGCCGCCCCGGAGAAGACACGUUCCACCAGGUGUGAUAUGCUACGGCAAAGGGAGGCUAUAUUGCCAGAGGGUUUAGUUGGACCCAGUGCUAUUGUCUCGGUACAAAUUGAGGGCAUUUACGCUAAAGCUUUGCUCGAUAGCGGUUCCCAGGUUACUCUACUGUAUCGCUCCUUCUAUGACCAGUAUUUGAAGCACUUGCCUUUGACCCCUAUCGAGUGCCUAGAGAUUUGGAGCCUUAGUGUGGAGCAAUAUCCAUAUGAUGGCUAUCUGUGCGUGAAACUGGAGUUCACUGGAGACGUAGUUGGAGUAGUGGAGACCAUAGAAACGCUUGUGCUUGUGUGUCCAGACCCGGUUGUGAAAGGGGAGGUUUCUGUGGUGAUUGGUACAAACACCUCCAUAGUUAGGAGGCUCUUCCAGUCUUGCAUAAAUCAAAAGGGGGGAAAUUUCUUAGCUACCCUUGCUGUCCACCCAGUAAUAAAAGAAGCAUAUGAGAAGUUCCAGGAAGCUUCUGACGGCCUGGCUGAGGAAAGGCGAGGGACCGUCUGGUUCACGAGGAGCAAGCCUUUCACUCUGGCCCCAGGGGGUGUUGCUACAGUGAUUGGCACUCCAAAGUUUCCUGGGCACCUGAAUAGUCAGGCUGUGGUUGUAGAUCACCCAGAGGAGGGCCCUUUCCCGGAAGGGCUGCUGGUAAUGCCUGUUGUAGAGGAGCCAGGAACUGUCCAGUGCCGUCACCUCGCAGUCACUUUGAGGAAUGUGUCUCAACAGCCGGUGACAUUAAAACGUGGAAUGCCUAUUGCGCACCUAUUCCCAGUGGAUGUGAUGAAUAAGGGGCUAGGUAGGGAGGAGACGAUGCCACAUAUGUCUCAACUAUCCCCCUCCUCUUUCAACUUUGGGGACUCUCCUGUGCCUAUUGAGUGGAAGGAUAGACUGUGUUGGAAAAUGAUGGAGAGGAAAGAGGUCUUUUCUUGCAGUGAGUUUGAUGUAGGGUGUGCUAAGAGUACGCAGCACCACAUUCGAGUGACGAAUGAAACGCCUUUCAGAGAGCGUUCUAGACGUUUACCGCCAGGGGAUCUAGAGGAUGUGAGGAAACAUCUCCAUGAUCUGAAGGAGGCUGGAAUCAUCUCAGAAUCUCGGAGCCCUUACGCUUCUCCGAUAGUGGUGGCUCGGAAGAAAAACGGAACCAUACGUAUGUGUGUGGACUACAGAACCCUGAACAGGAGAGCAAUUCCUGAUCAGUACACAGUCCCUCGGGUGGAGGAUGCUUUGGCUUGCCUGAGUGGUAGCCAGUGGUUCAGUGUGCUGGACCUCAGAAGUGGUUAUUAUCAGAUCCCUCUGAGCGCAGCAGACAAGGAAAAGACCGCAUUCAUCUGUCCCGCAGGAUUUUACCAGUUUGAGCGGAUGCCACAAGGGAUAUGUAGGGCCCCAGCAACCUUCCAACGGGUCAUGGAGCGGACUGUAGGAGAUAUGAAUCUUCUGGAAUGCCUAGUGUAUCUUGAUGACAUCAUUGUAUUUGGGCGAACAUUGGAAGAGCAUGAGCAGCGUCUUCUAAAGGUGCUGGACAGACUAAAGGAGGAGGGACUGAAGUUGUCUUUGGACAAGUGCCAGUUCUGCUGCCCUUCGGUGACUUACCUUGGGCAUGUUGUGUCCAGAGAUGGCAUUGCUACAGAUCCCUCGAAGGUUGACGCAGUAAAGUCGUGGCCACGCCCAGAGAGCAUUACUGCUCUUCGCUCUUUUCUUGGGUUUUGUGGGUACUACAGACGGUUUGUGAAAGAUUUCUCCAAGGUCUGUUAUCCCUUAAAUCAGCUGCUGCAGGGCUGCAUCGUAGCUAGAGGACCAAGAAGAGUGGCAGGGGCUAAGACUGCCUCUCAAGAUGGAAGGAAACCAACAUCAGGUCUGUGUCCAAAGGAGUGGCACCACCCUUCAGAGCCGUUUGGUCCUAGGUGGGAUGAGGACUGCGAGAAAGCUUUUGAAACGCUAAAACGGAGUCUCACAGAGGCCCCAGUUUUGGCCAUCGCCAAUCCAGGACUGCCUUAUGUGCUACAUGUUGAUGCUAGUAGAGAAGGUUUGGGGGGUGUCCUCUAUCAGGAUCAGGGAACGGGCCUGCGCCCUGUGGCUUUUGUCAGCAGAAGCCUCUCCCCAGCAGAGAAAAAUUACCCCACCCAUAAGCUAGAGUUUUUGGCAUUAAAGUGGGCGAUUACCGACAAGCUGCAUGAUUACCUCUAUGGAGCUAAGUUUGAGGUGCACACAGACAAUAACCCAUUGACUUAUGUCCUGACCACAGCCAAGUUGGAUGCAGCAGGGCAUCGAUGGCUGGCGGAACUGGCCACAUAUGAUUUCAGCCUGAAGUAUCGCCCCGGGAAGCAGAAUGUUGAGGCAGACGCCUUGUCACGGCGCUCACAUGUCCAUCCUGAGGCAUCUCAGGGGAGGGGGGCCAUGCCAGCUGACUCAGUCCAAGCUAUCUGCCAGAUGUCCUCAGUCAGACCACCUCGCUAUCGUCACUGCAGAGCUGUUGAUCUCAUGGGCUCAUCAAAAGGGGCGGUACCCAAAGCCUAUUGCAACUUGUCUUUCCUGAAUAUUCAGCAGCUGCCCCAACUGACUCCAACAGACCUCUCACAUUCACAGCAGAAAGACCCCUGCAUUGGCGAAGUGUGGCAUGCGGUUAAUCAGAAGAAUGCCGAACAUGCCAACAAAGGGAGACAUCCUGAUGUGUCUUUGCUGCUGAAAGAGUGGGAUAAGUUACAGGUUGUGAAUUCCGUAUUGUACAGGAUGAGUAAGCCACCCAACAAGCCGCCUCGCCAGCAACUGUUGCUUCCCCAAGAGUUCAGAGAGACAGUACUCCAGUCUCUACAUGACCAGUCAGGCCAUCUUGGGUUUGAGAAGACCUAUGGGCUGCUACGAGAGAGGUUUUAUUGGCCUCGCAUGAAGACACAGGUUGAAAGGUACUGUAAAAGCUGUCUCAGGUGUAUUCAGAGGAAAACACUGCCCAAGAGAGCUGCUGAGUUGUCGCAUCUUCACAGUGAUGGACUGAUGGAUCUCGUUUGCAUGGAUUUCUUGACGAUUGAGCCUGAUUCCAGCAACCUCUGCAACGUGCUUGUGAUUACAGAUCACUACACCCGCUAUGCUCAAGCUUUUGCAACUAGGGAUCAGAAGGCGGAAACUGUCGCUAAGGUUCUGUGGGAGAAAUACUUCAUCCACUAUGGGCUACCCAAGAGGGUGCACUCUGAUCAAGGCAGGGAUUUUGAGAGUCGGCUCAUCCAUGAGUUGUUGGGCAUGCUCGGCAUAAAGAAAUCAAGAACUACACCUUACCAUCCUCAGGGCGAUCCCCAGCCGGAGCGGUUUAACCGAACUCUGCUUGAUAUGCUCGGGACCCUUGACGCACCAGACAAAAGGAAAUGGGGUAAACACAUUGGCUAUCUCGUACAUGCGUACAACUGCACGCUGAAUGAGUCAACCGGCUAUUCGCCGUAUUUCCUAAUGCUUGGUCGAGAGGUUAGGUUGCCAGUAGAUGUGGCAUUUGGAGCAUCGGGUGACGGUACCUCCAACAAAUCCUAUACAAGAUACGUCAAAAACAUGAAGCGUGAGCUUCAAGCUGCAUAUCAGUUGGCUGAGAGUGUGCUGAAGAAGAGGAAUGAAGGGAACAAGCGACAGUACGAUCAGAGGGUCCGUUACUGCCCUUUAGCCCCUGGUGACCGCGUCUUGAUUCGAAAUCUUGGACUACAAGGGAAGGCCAAGCUUGCUGACCGCUGGAAGGACACCCCUUAUAUUGUGGAGGAUCAACUUCUUGGGUUGCCUGUGUUCAGAUUGAAGCCAGAGGGUGAAUUGGGCCCUGGGAAAGUACUGCACCGCAAUCACAUUCUGCCUAUUGGGCAGGAGGUACGGUGGCGGUCUGAAAAGACUACAGAGGCAUCCAAAUUUAAAAGGAGGGCUAGUAAGCGGCUCCAAACAACGAGAGAUGAGAGUUGUGGUCGCUCAUGCUUGCCAGCGGUUGAACUGGAAUGUGCAAGGGAGCCUGAGUCUGAUUCAGAAGAAGAAGAGACGGGGGUCUGGUAUGACUGUUAUCCUCAGAGGAGGUCACCGGAGCCAGAGCCUUUAAGCAGUGGAUCUGUUGAACUCUUUGACCUGGAUUUGGGUCUGGAUGUUCUCACGAAUGGCUCAGGCCUGGAAAUGACUGCGGUUGAGGGGCCGGCACUGAUGGACGUGGAUGGACCCACUGCAACUUGUAGGACGGAUGUUCCGGGAGAUGAAGUCGAGUGUGGUGCUGGGGUACGGACAGCAGAAGAAGUGAGUGAGGGACAGGAUAAUGUCGCAGAGAACUCGGCGGGGUCUGCGCGGCCUCAGCGACUGAGAAGGGCCCCUGCCCGACUCACCUAUGAUAAGCUGGGGAGCCCCACUACAGUAGCUGUUAGCACACAUAGAGCUAUUUCAGUUAAGGUUGGGGAAGGUUUCACUAGUUUCUCUUCACCUCCUAUCCGGAGAUACACCAGCACUUUGUACAAGUGGAUAGAUUGAAGGGAAUG